CUGGCGCAUUGGAGACCGCUGCUCAGACCGCAGCCACCAGCGAGGAGACGACAAGCAUGAGCGACCUCGGUCCGGAUCUAUACGAAUCGGCUUCGCGCGGAAACGCGGCACGCGUGACCUCCCUCAUACAACAAGGUGCCAACGUCGAUUGGAAAUAUCAGGACGGAACGACACCCCUCUACGUUGCGACGCUGUGGUACCAAGAAGAAGUUGUCAGACUUCUUCUACAAGCCGGUGCCGACCCCCACGUUAUUUGCAACAACGAGACAGCGUACACGGUAGCGUUGAGCAACAAGUACUAUAGCACAGCCGAAAUUCUCAAAUCGGCCAUGGGUCGUUUCCCUCGGGCCAGUGGCGCUGCUCAGACCGCAGCCACCAGCGAGGAGACGACAAGCAUGAGCGACCUCGGUCCGGAUCUAUACGAAUCGGCUUCGCGCGGAAACGCGGCACGCGUGACCUCCCUCAUACAACAAGGUGCCAACGUCGAUUGGAAAGACGAGGACGGAACGACACCCCUCUACAUUGCGGCGAGGCGGGGCCGAGAAGCCGUUGUCAGACUUCUUCUACAAGCCGGUGCUGACCCCCACGAGGGUCUCGGCGUCUGCCUGUGCAAUGCAACGUGGCACGGCGAUGUGGAUCAUGUGCGACAGCUACUCGGCCAGGGCGCCAAUGUCGACUGGUGCGACUCGGACGGGUUCACGCCGCUUUUCGCCGCCGCUGUCAACGGCCACGACAAAGUCGUGGGUCUCCUACUAGAUGCCCACGCAAAUGUCGACCACCCCUCCAAGACUGGCAUUACACCGCUCAUUGUUGCGGCGCACGAGGGUCACAUCAUAGUCGUGCGGCGCCUCCUCAGAGCCGGUGCCAAAGUCAACUGCAGAGACAGUAACGGCAAUACAGCGCUGCACGAAGCGUCGCGGAAUGGCCAUGCUGACGCCGUCCAGCUGCUCCUGGGUGCAGGCGCCAAAGUCAACUGGUUAAACAAUGACUGCAAAUCGACGCUGCGCGGAGCGUCGCGGAAGGGACAGGCUGACGCCGCGAAGUUGCGCCCAGACGCCGAGUCGCCUCUGCAAAAGGCAGUCCGCAGCGACCAAGUCGGGCAGGUCGAGAGGCUUCUGCGUACCACCAACAUGGCCGUGGACAAGCGACUGCGGGGAGUCGUCUUUGCGAGCCCUUGGGACGGCGUCUCGCUCGUGGCGCACCCGGCGUUACAGCAAGAGCUCACGUCCAAGCUCCAAUGCGUGUCUUCCCGAGCCUCACCGUUCGCGGGCAUCAACCUGCUUCGCACCUUGCAGCUCUCGAAGCCGAUCCCCGAGCUCGACUUGCUGUACGCGCUCGAGCUGCUUCACUUGCCCGGCGAUGACGCAGCCGCCGUGACGAGCCACAUUGAGAGCUACUUCCGCCAUUUGGUGCUCACGAGCAGCACCGCCCACCCGAUUCUGCUGCUCGUGCUGGGUCGCUGGCUCAUGGAUCUCGCGUUUGUAAAGGCGUUUGCGACCAAGUACCCGGACGCUACGGACGCAUGGCUGCUCCCUGCCGAGAAACAGCACCUUGCGCCGGCGCCAGCCGAGUCGCCAUCGCCGCACACGAACACGUGCACUCGACAGCUCUGGGCGACGUUACCCGGAAAGCCACCAGCGGCGGCGCCGGCCAUGGACGCCCUUCUUGACCUCGUGGGAAUCUCAAAAGUCAAGCAAUUCGCCAUUGGGCUCUUUCAAACCUCGGCGGCGCUCGCGCAAAUGACGCCCGAGAUGCGGCAGAAGAACCCAAUUUCUUUAAACUACUGCUUUGUGGGCAACGCGGGCACGGGCAAGACCACGGUGGCGCGCCACUUUGCGACGCUGCUCCACGCCUCAAAGCUGCGCUCGAAGGACGUCUUUGUCGAGACGGACGCGCGGCAGCUCAAGGACGCCGGUGCACCGGCAUUCGACAAGCUCGUGCAGAGUGCUUUGGACGGCGUCUUGUUCAUUGACGAGGCGUACGAUCUUGAUCCAGGAGGCGACCUCCGCGGCAAGCCGAUCGUGGCCGCCCUCCUCACCGCGGCCGAAAACCUCCGGGACCGCAUCACGAUCAUCCUCGCGGGCUACGAGACGGACUUGCAGACCAAGCUGUUUGACUUCAACGCUGGCCUCAAAAGUCGAUUUCAGUUUGUGACAUUUGAGGACUUUGAUGUGACGGAGCUGGCCGAGGUCUGCCGCCUGCAAGUCGCCGCCCGCGGUUGGACCGCUCCGAAAGAGCUUGCAACGCUCGUCGCCAAGAAGCUCAUUGUCGGCGCCAACACCAAGGGCUUUGGUAACGCGCGGUCGGUGCGGCAGGAGGUCGAGGCCGCCACGCAGCGGGCCAUGGCGCGACCCACCUUUCGCGGCCAGUCGCUGGCGCUGUGUCUGGAAGACGUCAUGGCCGAGCACGUCUCGGGGAACCCCAAGCUGCAGCGCUACAUGGCCGAGCUCGAGGCCAAGAUUGGCUGGGCCGCCGUCAAGAAGAGCGUCAAGGAGCUGCUCGCGCUCUGCACCAAGAACCAGGAACGCACGCUCGCGGGCAAGGCGCCGCUGCCCGUGCGCCUCCACCGCCUCUUUCUCGGCAACCCCGGCACGGGCAAAACGACGUGCGCAGCGCUCUACGGCCGCAUCCUCAAGGAGCUGCGCCUUCUCUCGAGCGGCGACGUUGUGCUCAAGACGGCGAGUGACCUCAUGGGUGACCACGUCGGCGACGCGCAAAAGCGGACGCUCGCUACGCUCGAGCAAGCCAAAGGCAAGGUGCUCGUCAUCGACGAGGCCUACGUGCUCAACGAAGGGAUUUACGGCAAGGAAGUCCUCAACGUCCUCGUUGAGAAGGUGCAGAGCACGGGCCGUGAAGACAUUGCCGUGCUACUUCUUGGGUACGAGGCACAAAUGCUGACCAUGCUCCGGGAGCAAAACCCGGGGUUGGCCCGCCGAUUCCCGCGCGAAGCCGCCUUUGUCUUUGAAGACUACUCGGCCAUGGAGCUGCUGAAGCUCCUCGAGUACACGUGCAAACAAGAAGAAGUCACUUGUUCGUCCAUGGCGAUGGAGGUCGCGCUCAACGUGCUGGAGAAGCAGAAGACGUUGGCCAACUUUGGCAACGCCGGUGCCGUCAAUACGCUCGUGCACCGCGCCAUGGCCAAGGCGUCGCUGCGCCCUGGCACCUGCAUCGUCCUCCAACCCGACGAUUUCAGCGACGCAAAGGUGGUCUCUGCCGACCCGUUUGCAGCCCUCGACGGUCUCUUUGGCAUGGCAACCAUCAAGAAGGCGCUAUUGAGUUUGCGCAACGCGAUGCUCGUGGCGCGCGCUGACGGCGAUGCGCUGCCAGCGCUUGGACACUUUGUCUUUCGAGGGUCCCCCGGCACGGGCAAGACCACGGUCGCGCGGGCUCUGGCAACCAUCUUGUUCCAGCUGGACUUGCUCACCGUGGAGAGUGUCGUGGAGACGACGGGGCUUGAACUCAUGGGUAACUUUGUGGGCCAGACCAAGACGGUCGUCCUGGAGAAGCUCUCGGCGGCCAACGGCGGCCUCCUCUUCAUCGACGAAGCGUACACGCUCGCCGAGGGCCCGUACGGCCGGGACGCCGUCGCGACACUUGUCGCGGCCAUGACUGAUCCAACGUACAAGAGCCUUGUGAUUGUCGUCGCCGGGUAUCCGCGCGAGAUGGACGCCAUGCUCACCACAAACGGAGGGCUCAAAAGCCGCUUCACUCGCUUCUUUGACUUUCCCGACUGGUCGCCGGAAGACUGCGUCGCCUUUGUCAAGACGACGAUGGCCAAAAGCAACUUUGUGGCCGACGAGACCGUCCACGAGGCGCUUGCCACGUACUUUGGCGUGUUGCGGACGCUCCCAGGCUGGGGCAACGGCCGCGACGUCCAGAGCGUCUGGAAGGCCGUCCUCGGAGCCCGCGCCGACCGCAUCGCUGGGCUCCCGGCGCAGCUGCCAAAGGCAAUCCUCGAAGCCGACGUGGAGACUGCGUGCGAUGAGAUCGUGCGCGCCCGCGCCACUAUCGUCUCGCCGCUGGCUGCAAAGGUGGCUUCCAUGUUUGCUGACACGGUGGCAACGGCUGUGGCCUCUGCUGUGGCAUCGCGCGCCCCCGAGCGCACGAAGGAAGCCAUGCACAACAACGAGGCCAGUCGCACUUGUGAGAAGGCGACGAUGAAGACAUGUCAGCGCGAUGCAGGCGUCUCCGACGCGGACUGGGCCGAGCUCGAGGCGGCCAAACAAGCCCACGAAGCCCACCUGGCAGAGUGGCAUCGCGAGCUCGACGCCCAAGCGCUGGCCAAGAAGCUCAAGGAAGAAGCGGAAGUGCAAGAGCGCAUUCGCAGCCUCUGCAAGUGCCCGAUGGGAUUCGAGUGGUUCCAGCUCUCGGGGGGCUGGCGCUGCGAGGGUGGCAGUCACUUUGUUACGGACGCAGAGCUCAACGCCAAGUUCACCGCAAGUCAUACGUUGAUGAAGUCCACGGCAAGUCGUACUUUGGUCUAGUCAGAGCUCAGGCUACAGUCGAGCGUAGUUUGCAUAUCAUUCCACCUCUUACGUAUAUCAAGGCGAUGCAUUUCAAG
This is a messenger RNA of Saprolegnia parasitica CBS 223.65, 4561 nucleotides long. RefSeq lists its product as hypothetical. The transcript has 11 exons. Lineage: Eukaryota; Oomycota; Saprolegniomycetes; Saprolegniales; Saprolegniaceae. Gene Ontology annotation, molecular function: ATP binding; ATP hydrolysis activity; protein binding. The record is from RefSeq and is a predicted model, not a curated record. Bases 57 to 4484 code for a protein of 1475 amino acids.